GUCCUCCAACUGUAAAAAAAUGUGGUAUAGGAUUAAGUAACAAAACAAACAGAUAUAAAAAACAUAGCAAAUUCAAACAGCACCCACACGCUAGUUUCAAAUAAUAUAGUACUAGUAGUAAUUAGGUAGUACUCCCAGAUGUUUUGUUUUGCACCCAUCGUGUCAUGUUCAGGUCCACAUGAAUGAAACUACACCAAGCUAGUCCUUCAUGCUAUAAUAAUAUUUUGUGUAAAUACCAAAGGGAAUAUUUUUUCGUAGAAAUGACAAAAAGUAGUUGUGGAGGAGGGUUAUAAGCACUCGCAUUGCGUGCACACUGCACUGUAUUCUGAGGUGCCUUUUUGCCUGCUCCACAUUUUAAGUAAAUGAGGUGCAAAUUUUAUCUAAUAUGACAAAUAAUUUUAUAUUUGCAUACUAAAAUGUUUUCUUGGUGUUGAAUAUUGAUAAUAAUGACUAUGCUUGAAACUAAGGGGAAAACCCAACCUUCGCGCGCACGGGAGACCGUAGUGUUUACAACAAUUUUGCGUUUGUUUGCAGUUCGGCAAAGCAGAAAAGGUUUUGCGGUGGAAACACAUUGGAAACUUCUUAGAUAUCAUUGUAUUUUGUUUAAAUUGAAUCUAAUAAUGGAGAUACAUUUUUGCAGAAACAAUAGCCUGCAGCAGGAACAAUCCACUAACUAAAUACCAACUUCUAACCCAGGAUGCCUGGUCUUACAGUGUUUAACCGGAGAUGGUUUAUUGCGAGUGAUGAUUUAGUGAUUCCAUUUGGCAUUUCUUUAUUACUUCGUGGUGCAUGGCUUGUUGUUGUUGCUGUUGUGUUUGGUAUUCAUAUAACCUCGAACCAUGAUAAACAGAGAAGUUCUAGUCUGUGUAAAUAUCAGAUGAUUCAUAUAUAUUUUUUCGUUUACAUGGGUAUAUUAUUUUUAUCAGCUGUUAAUGACUUAAUUGUUACAUACAUUAGCAGUCGAGGAACAAUUUUUGAUAGCGAACAAAGGAAACACAUACCAAAGUUGUUGUAUAUUCGACUAGCUAUUUUAAUUUUUGAAGCUGCAUGGGCAGGCGUUGGUAUACACUAUAUUUUCAAUAAAGGUAAAAUUUGUUUUGAUAAUCACGAUGCCUGGUUACCUAAAGCUGUUGUUAUAUUUAACCUUAUAUGGGUAGUUUUCUCCUUGCUUUCAAUGUACUUAACUUUUGACUCGGCUGGAAAACUUUGGUAUAAACUCGAUAAGAAAACUAGACGCAAGAAAUAUGGCUCUGUGGAUACAUUAGAGUUUCAAAGAAAAAUCGUGGACAAGUAUGAAAGUGAGUGGCAUAAAACUUGCAAGUUGCUGUUUUGUUGUACAAAGACAGAAACCUCAAAAGAUAAUGUAUUACUUCUUGCUUCAAGAAUAUUUGCUGAAUAUUUCCACAGUUACACAGAUUUAGUUCCUUCAGACAUUUUAGCUGGCAUGAUUUUACUCAGGCAGCGGCAGAAGUAUCAAGAAUGCAAAUGGGUUGAGGAGGAGUUAAAAAAUACAAACGCAUCCUACCAUCAGGUUACCUGUCACAAAUCACAUAAGUCUGUUCGGCGCCACCAACAAACUGUUAGUUCGUAUCCAUUUGACAUGGAAGAUGAGUCAGAUGUUAAAAUUUUGGAGGAAGUGACAUAUUUCGCUAAAUAUGCUUUAGCAUGUUAUGGGUGGCCAAUGUAUUGUUUAUUAAAUAACAUUCCAUUAUGUACACGUCCUGGUUGUAGGUUAUUAGCACGUGUGAGAUGCUGCCAUUGUUGUAGAGAAACGCCUUCAUAUUAUCCAAACAUUACUGGUGAUAAUUGUUGCUUGUGUAACUAUGCAACACAGAAGGCUUAUUUGGAUAUUAAUAAUGAUAAUUUUAUUUAUGUCAGUUACUCUGAUGAAGUCUUUCAAACCCCAUUCAAUGUUAUUGUUGAUAAUUUCAAAGAAUCCAUAGUUAUUUCCUGCAGAGGAACGUUAUCACUGCAGGAUAUCCUCACUGACCUGGCAAUUGAGGAGGAAAAUAUACCAGGUGGUGACCCAGAAUGGACUGCACACAAGGGUUUUCUUCAAGCUGCUGUGGCUAUUCAGCAAAUUAUUGCAGAAAAGCAGUUGAUUGAAGAAGCAAAGAAUUUUGAUGUGAAUAAAGGCUCUCAAAAUUACAAGUUGGUUAUUGUUGGCCAUUCCCUUGGUGCUGGUACUGCUUCUAUCUUGGCCUUCUUGAUGCGUCCAAAAUAUCCAGAUUUGCAGUGUUAUGCAUAUGGACCUUCUGGUUCUGCAGUCAGCUACGAAGCAGCUUGCUAUGCCAAAGAUUUCAUCCACUCUGUUGUGCUAGGAAAAGAUAUAGUAUCUCGAUUAAACUUGCACACGUUAAAUGAACUUCAACACAAUAUUUUACAAAUGUUGGAAAAAACUAAACUACCAAAGUGGAAAAUUUUGCAUGGUUGUAUUUGUCAAUGCAUCCUUUGUUGUACCCAGUCCUCUAAUCAUUCGUAUACUGAAUACUUCGAAACCGAGGAGGAGAUAUUAGACUUUGAACCGUAUAAUCCACCUGAAGCCAGACAAUUGUACAUGGCGGGAAAAAUAGUUCACAUAUGUAAAACCAAGUCAAUAUAUCCAAGAUUUCGAAAGAAGAAAGCUGCAUAUCGAGCAUACUGGUCAUCAGCUGAAGAUUUCCAAAAUAUUUUGAUAUCGAACCUUAUGUUGCGUGAUCAUUUUCCUGACACUUUAAUAGAAGCACUGACCAGUGUACUGCCCGAUGACAUAGUAGAAGUUGUACCUGUCAUUGUCAAUGAUGAUGACACCAGUGUUUGUAUCGUACCUCCAGAUAUUGACUCUCCAGACGAAACCAGUGGACAGGAAGAAAGUGAAAAUAUUCUAGGGCCAGAAUCGCCAUCGCUACUCGAAUUAAACUGAUUUUAUAUUUAUGGUAUUGCAAAAUAUAUUCUAACUAUUUUUAAUACGAAAUCUUAAAAAGAAAUUUUUUUUGCCCUUUUCGUUUUGUAAUAAUUUAAUAUCGGCUAGUUUUAUUUAUACGUGCGUAUUUCUCUAUUUAUGAAAUUUACAUUUUAUCGAUUUAAUUCAGUUCCAAUAAUUUUUUUCCAUAUAAAUAUAGUUGAUUGUCGAAAAGUGAAACUGGUUAACUACAACUACUGGUAGGCGAAGCCAUUUUUUAUUUACAUUAACAAAUCCAGGUUUAUUGUCCUUCGUAAGUCAUUUUGUGACCCAACUUUACACAUUUGCUGAGUGAAACCCUUUUCUUCGGUUUGUUUCCGAAACUGUAUUUAUUUUUGUAUUUAUUUAUCUUUUUAAGGGGGUGUUUAUAUGAGACAAAGGAACGGGACGAUUGCCGGAACGGUACAUUUGUUGGGACCCCGCCCUUUUCAAUAAUUAUGCUGAAAGUCACGUAUUUAGUUGGAGCUAAGCGGGAUCCCGGCUCAGUAGGGCCGAGUUUUAUUCUAUAAAAAUACAAUGUCUCAGGACAAACGGAGCUGAACAUUUCAAUUGAAAGAAAAACAACAACAUCUUGACAAACUUUUUUCCAUAUAAAGGCAGGGCAACAUCCUGGCAAACUUCCCAUACCGUUCCGGCGAUCGUCACGUGAGAGAUGUAUAUGAGAGAUGUAAACACCCUCCUAGUUAUUUCUUGUUAUUUCUGGGUUCUGUAAAGUUUAAGAUGGGUGGUUCAGAAAAUCUAAAUUUUACUUCGGGUGCUUGUUUCAACCGAUCUAAUCCUUUAUUUCUCAUUCUAAUCGACUGUGUUCGGUUUUCGUGGGUUUAAUGUACGCUUUGUUUUGAAACUCCUACGCCUUGGGUGAAACAACGUCCCUUAUCUGCAGUUUGAACAGGCUUCUUUUCGACACAUCAACUAAAUUUUUUUUUUAAUCGAACAAGAAAUAGAAAGUAUAAUAGCUUUUUAACAACCUUGUCUGAAAUGUGAAAUAUACUUCUCAGUGUGAUUUCAUUAGCAUAAAGGUUCAUCCAUUUUCUGUUGUUUUUUUUUCUUUUAUCUUUGGUAUGAAGAACCACAUUUUUUAAUAUCAUUUGUGUCAAGAUGAAACAUGCAGUAUUAUUAGAUCGACUGAGAUUUUGUAAAAUAAGAUUAUAACACCCCGAAAUUUUUAAGUUUAGCCUUUUACCAUAAAAGUUUUUCUAGUUAAAAUAUUUUCACAUAUGCGAUUUUUAUAGAUUUCUUUAAUUACAUUGUUAACGAAAUGCGGGUAUAUUUACUUUUUAAAGAUGUAAACUUUUUGAAAUUCUGAAUAUAUGUUAAAACUUACUUCUUGAAAUUCACCUUUACGGUUUUACAGAC
Hydractinia symbiolongicarpus is the source of this 4297-nucleotide messenger RNA. Its product is annotated as diacylglycerol lipase-alpha-like. NCBI's taxonomy places the organism in Eukaryota, Metazoa, Cnidaria, Hydrozoa, Anthoathecata, Hydractiniidae. The coding region runs from base 698 to 2902 and encodes 734 amino acids. The record is from RefSeq and is a predicted model, not a curated record. Gene Ontology annotation, biological process: lipid metabolic process. The transcript has 16 exons.